Messenger RNA from Zophobas morio, 1861 nucleotides. Its product is annotated as probable peptidoglycan muropeptide transporter SLC46. Lineage: Eukaryota; Metazoa; Arthropoda; Insecta; Coleoptera; Tenebrionidae. Gene Ontology annotation, biological process: transmembrane transport. The transcript is spliced from 6 exons. The record is from RefSeq and is a predicted model, not a curated record. Gene Ontology annotation, cellular component: membrane. The coding region runs from base 322 to 1749 and encodes 475 amino acids. Gene Ontology annotation, molecular function: transmembrane transporter activity.
UAUUUACUUUUACUUUUCAUUAAAACGAUCAGUGAUAACAGCUAUUGUUUUAAACACGAUUUGAUUGAUAAUGCAGUUACCUAAUCCCCGUGCAACUGCUAUAACGUAGAUAUUUCUAGUUCCACAAGAUUGUCCAUUCAUGCGAUGACAACAUUUAGUAGUUUUUACAUCUAAAUACAUGCCUGUGAUAUCCCUUCUAUCAUACUACCGAUGUCGAUGACGUAACCCUCCGGGAAUUACAGCUCCUGUAAUGAACUUUAUCAGAUAAUAAAAACCACACAUAUCAUCGCGAGAUUUGCUAGUUGAGGACAUCCCCUCACAAUGCCCGAAUGCACAAUUUGUAACGUGAAGAUCCACAUCGAAGUGCCUUUGCUCCUCAUCUUCUUCGCUUUUCAAUUUUCUGACUCAAUCAGAACCAACCUAAUCAUCUUUAGAACAUGCUACGUAACGCUGGGCUACAACAAAUCAGAAUGCGCCCUGCUGGGUAGCACACACCCUGAUAACUCAACAGCCGAUUUAGAAAAAGCGGUUGAACCUUACGCCGCCGUCGUAAACAUGGUUCAUUCUUUAACAGAAUCGUUCGUACCGGCUAUAACCUGUCUGUUCAUAGGACCAUGGUCGGACAGAUUUGGACGAAAACCGGUUUUAACCAUUCCUGUGAUAGGGUACAUGUUUCAUUUUGCGCUUCUUGGGGUCUUCGCAGCUUUAGAAACUGUAUCCCCUUGGUACUCUAUGUUGUGCUCAAUCCCUGUGUACGUAACAGGAGGAGCCGCCUCCUACUUAACCGUCCUUCUAUGUUACAUCAGUGACGUCACCGACGAAACCAACAGAGGAGUCAGAAUGGGCAUCUUCGAAGCCGUUCUAGCUCUUGGUAUUUUCCUGGGUAACAUCUCGAGCUCCUACAUUUUCCUGGCAACGAACUACCCCACGGUUUUCGCCAUAGCUGCCACAUGCUGCCUUCUGAAUUUCGUAUUUACAGCAACCUUCAUCCCAGAAUCAGUCGCAAAUCCAGAAACCGAGGGUCGGCUCCGGGGUCUCUUCCGCAUCACCAACAUCAAAGACAUGUUCACAACGACCUUCAAACCCCGAAGAAACUACGACCGCUUCAUCGUUCUAUGUUGCAUUCUUAUUUUGACUAUUUUUAUCGUAGCCGUCAAUGGUGAUGGUGCCCUAGCGUUUUUAUACGUCCGGGAGAAGUUCCACUGGUCCUUGCAACAAUACACGCUGUACAGCGCCGCCCAUAACGUCGCAUGGGUCGUUGGUACCCUCUUCGGUACCUACGUCCUCCACAAACUGAUGAAAAUCCCAGAAACUUUUAUGCUUCUGGUGGGGUUUACGUCGAUGUUCUUUGGGAUGUUGAUGAUGGGGUUGGCGAUUUACGACUGGGAGGUGUAUGCUGCUUCGUUUACGCGGGCCCUUGGUGGUGUUCUAAGUCCGAUGGUGCGGUCGCUGGUGUCGAAAAUAGUACCAAACGAAGAAGUUGGAAAAGUUUUCGCUUUGAUCGUGGUCAGUGAAGCUUUGUUUGGAAUGGCAGGGUCGCCGACGUUCACUGCUAUUUACAAUGCGACAAUUUCGACCAAUCCGGCUAUUUUUAAUUUCGUGGCUGCUGGAAUUUACGGCGUUGAAAUUCUUCUUGCCAUAAUGACGAUUUGUGUAUACAGAGUUUCGAGAAAUGAAGUCGUCUACCAGGAAAUUGUGGACAAGGAUGAUAGUUGUAGUCAGUCUGUUGUAGAAGAUAUUGUUUCGUAAUAUUUAUUAUUAAAUUAUAUCAGCGGAUGUAUAGUGUUGAUUAAUCAUAGCGACCAUUAUGGAAUUUCCAUGUGCAAUAUUUUGUUAUGUGAUAAUAAAUUUUUAUCUGAAA